This is a messenger RNA of Lactuca virosa, 1619 nucleotides long. NCBI's taxonomy places the organism in Eukaryota, Viridiplantae, Streptophyta, Magnoliopsida, Asterales, Asteraceae. The record is from the annotation of a GenBank genome assembly.
AUGGCUUCCAAAUUUCUCGCAGCCGCCGUCCGCCGAUCGAUAUCCCCCAGACUCCUAACACCCAUCCGCCCUCUCUCCACCACCGCGGCGGCCGUGGCGGAACCCUACGAUGAGACCGCCGGAAUCUCAAUGAAAGGGGUAAAGAUCUCAGGAAGACCACUCUACCUAGAUAUGCAAGCCACUUCCCCUGUUGACCCUAGGGUACUCGAUGCUAUGCUCCCAUACUUCGUCUCUCAAUACGGAAACCCUCACUCACGCACUCACCUCUACGGCUGGGAAUCCGAUGAGGCGGUGGAAGUUGCACGACUGCAAGUCGCCAAUCUCAUCAACGCAUCCCCAAAAGAAAUCGUCUUUACAUCCGGCGCCACCGAGUGUAACAACAUCUCUGUAAAGGGCGUGAUGCACUUCUACAAGGAGAAGAGAAAGCACGUAAUCACGACUCAGACUGAGCAUAAGUGUGUUCUCGAUUCAUGUCGUCAUUUGCAGCAAGAGGGUUUUGAUGUCACGUAUCUCCCAGUGAAACCCGAUGGUUUGAUCGAUCUAAACGAGCUCCGAUCUUCAAUUCGGAGCGAUACAGGGCUGGUGUCGGUGAUGGCUGUGAAUAACGAGAUCGGAGUUAUUCAACCAAUGGAAGAAAUCGGUGAAAUAUGUAAGGAAUUCAACAUCCCGUUUCAUACAGAUGCAGCUCAGGCGUUGGGGAAGAUUCCAAUCGACGUCAACAAGUGGAACGUGAGCUUGAUGUCGUUAAGCGGACAUAAAGUGUAUGGUCCGAAAGGCGUUGGAGCUUUGUAUAUGAGGCGGCGACCUCGAAUUAGGGUUGAGCCACAGAUGAACGGCGGAGGACAGGAAAGAGGGAUCAGAAGCGGGACAGUUCCGACUCCAUUGGUGGUCGGAAUGGGAGCCGCCUGCGAGCUUGCAAUGAAGGAGAUGGAAUACGAUGAGAAGUGGGUGACAAAACUGAAAGACAGGCUGCUGAAUGGAGUCAGAUCUAAGCUUGAUGGGGUUGUAGUGAAUGGAAGUACUGAAAGACGAUAUGCAGGUAACUUGAACUUGUCGUUUGCAUAUGUUGAAGGUGAAAGCUUGUUGAUGGGGUUGAAGGAGGUGGCUGUAUCAAGUGGGAGUGCAUGUACUAGUGCUAGUUUGGAGCCUUCUUAUGUGUUGAGAGCUUUGGGUGUUGAUGAAGAUAUGGCGCAUACUUCAAUUAGGUUUGGGAUUGGGAGGAGGGGAUUGACAUCAAGAGUAUACAAUGGUCUCAACACUAACUUAGUGGAGUUGCUGGUGUUUUUACAGGAGACAACAGAAUCCUCAUGGUGGCUAACUCGAUAACAAAGUCAUUGAAGCUGGGGGGGCAACAAACACAAUCUGCAUCUAAAAGACCAAAAUACUAAGAGUAAUAGACAUGCCUAUGAUAAAUAAGGGUCUUUGCAUUCCAAUUGUUAUUUAUAACCUAAACAGCUAAACUAGAUGCAGGAUUACUUUUUGAGUUACUUUUUUUCUUUGUGAUUUUUGUAUUUGUAUAAUUUAUUUUCUUAUACCCUACAUGUUGGUGAUUGUAGUGUCAUCAGGAUAUUUUGUGUAAUUGAAACUUACAUGUGAGCUAAAGGGUUUCAUAAUUUGUA